AUGGACUUCCUGACGCUCUUCCUGAUUUACCUGUGCUUUGUGCUGGCCACCACUGCCCUGCUCUGCCUCUGCUCGGGAAGGAAGGAGAGUUUCCUCACAAGGAGUGUCAGCAGGGCAAGCCAGGUGCUGUCACUGGUGAUCCCCAGCCAGCUCCAGAGGGUGACACACCGGGCACUGCACAGGCUCUUCCACACAAGGAGCUGUUUGUUUGUGGUCCUGCACGUAGCCCUGCAGGCUGCAGUGUUUGGGGAAUACACCUGGGAAGUGUUUGUGUACUGCAGGGAGCUGCAGUUCCACCUCCUGCCCCUGCUCCUGCCCUACCUGCUGCUGGCUGGGAACCUGGGCUGCUUCAUGCUCUGCUCCCGGGCCAAUCCUGGUACAGUGACAAAAUCCAAUGCUGCAUCCCUGGUGGAGGUUUAUGCCUACGAUGGGGUGUUGUUUCAGAGAGGCCUCGUGUGUCCCACGUGCUCCGUGGAGAAGCCAGCCAGGUCCAAGCACUGCAGUGUCUGCAGGACGUGCGUGCACCGCUUCGACCACCACUGUGUGUGGGUCAACAACUGCAUUGGAGCCUCCAACGCCGGCGUGUUCCUGCUGUACCUGCUGUCCCUGACAGCCACCGCUGCAGCCCUGGCUGCUGUCACAGCUGCACUCCUCAUCCAGGUGCUGCUGCUCUCCAACAUCAUGCACGGCUCCUACCUGGAUGCCCAGGGGCAGGAGCACCCCGUGGAGAUCGCCUUCCUCGUUCAGCACCUUUUCUUGACUUUCCCUAGGAUUGUCUUCAUGCUGGGCUUCGUCAUCCUGCUCACACUCGUCCUGGGGGGAUAUUGCUCCUUCAGUCUGUAUUUGGCCCUCACCAACCAAACCACCAAUGAAUGGUGCAAAUCCCGAAAAUCUGGGGGCUCCCCCCAUCUCCCCUCGCAGCCUCAUGGCAGACCCCUCGUCUACAAAAACAUUUAUUCUAAAGGGAUCUGGAGGAAUUUAAAGGAAAUCUUUAACCCUCCUACAGUAUUGGAAAGGAAGAAGAAAACAUGAAGAUAUUAUUGUUUCUCUGGGCAUUUUUAGAUGUUUCCCAAGACUUUAGUUCAGCAGGGGGCUCGGAUGCCCAGACGGAUUUUGGAACAAGGUUACUGCAGAAUUCACAUCCUGGUGGCUCAGCAGAGCAUCAUUUGAGCUCCCUCCCUCAGUCCUGGCCCCUGAUGACAGGGAUUUGGUCCAUCUUUAUCUCUGGGAAGGGCUAACACAGAGCUCCUGUGAAUCUUGAGGAAGCAGCAUCUUUUUGUAUCUUUCUUUGGGAAACAAUUGACCCAUGACUGUUUACAAUGACUACAAUAGGUUGUGUGUAUUUAGCUGAAAAACUGACUUCUGGCAGGAUCUUACCUGCAGAAACCAUGUCCUACUGCAGCUUUGGAGCAUUAACUUCAGGAAGGAAAUUAAAGUGUCCCUGUUCUCCUCUCCUUCCAGAAAUUCUUCUGUUUGAGUAUAAUAGAAGAGAAAUUGGAAAAAAAAAAUAUAGUAAGAAUUUUAAAUAAUUUUAUUUUUAAAAAUGUAUUUAUUUACAUGCUGAAUCUGUACAAUAUGCAAUUAAAAAUCCACAUAUGGUUUAAAAAAA
This is a messenger RNA of Pseudopodoces humilis (Tibetan ground-tit), 1609 nucleotides long. NCBI's taxonomy places the organism in Eukaryota, Metazoa, Chordata, Aves, Passeriformes, Paridae. The record is from RefSeq and is a predicted model, not a curated record.